Messenger RNA from Amphibalanus amphitrite, 2164 nucleotides. Its product is annotated as histone acetyltransferase Tip60-like. The transcript is spliced from 10 exons. The record is from RefSeq and is a predicted model, not a curated record. Gene Ontology annotation, biological process: regulation of DNA-templated transcription. Bases 124 to 1584 code for a protein of 486 amino acids. NCBI's taxonomy places the organism in Eukaryota, Metazoa, Arthropoda, Thecostraca, Balanomorpha, Balanidae. Gene Ontology annotation, molecular function: histone acetyltransferase activity.
AGGUUUUCCUCUGCUGUAGCAAAAUUACUUUACGUUUUUCUGCAAAAUUUGAGACGCCACAAAUUGCUGCCAAAUCUGCAACCCUUGAGAGCUCUAAUAAAUAUUUGGUUUUGGCGGUUGCCCAUGAAAAUGUCAAGUGUCCCCGACGGGGAAGAUUUGAUAAAAGACUCAGUGGCAUCUGUGGUGGAAGGAUGUCAACUACCAGUUCAUAUGCUGAAGACAGAUGAAUGGCCUCUGGCUGAGAUUGUCAGUAUCAAGGAGGAAGAUGAUGGACGACUCAUCUUCUAUGUCCACUAUAUUGACUACAACAAACGGCUGGAUGAGUGGGUGGGCGAGGAGAGGCUGGACCUGCGGCGCAUCCAGUUCCCGCGCAAGGACAAGGAUGCGCCCACCACCACCACCCAGUGCACCACGACCGGCCUCAACACGCCGAAAAAGAAGGAGCCACAGAGCACCAAGCCGUCUCGCUCCGGGUCUCCGAUCAACUCACCGGACCCGCUGGCCGCACCGAACGUGCUCUCUGCCGCUCUGCUGCGGAAAAAGACCACGCAGAAACGCAAGAUGUCGUCCACCGAGGAGCUGACGCAGCCGGUGGUCAAGUCGGAGCGGCGAGAGAGCACGGCAGCCGCCUCAGACGCCGGCGUCCCCGAGCCCGGAGAGCCGGGGUCCGUGGUGCCUCGCACCGGCAGCAUGGCCGUCCACCAGGACGACGUGGUAACGCGCGUCAAAAACGUCCAGAUGAUCGAGCUGGGCAAGCACCGCAUCAAGCCCUGGUACUUCGCGCCCUACCCUCAGGAAAUGACCAAAAUGGGAUGUAUCUACCUCUGUGAAUUCUGCCUCGCGUACAGGAAAAGCUCAAAAUGUUUAGAAAGGCACAUCAAAAAGUGCAAGCUAAAACAUCCACCGGGCGACGAGAUCUACCGGAAGAACACCAUCUCGUUUUUCGAGGUGGACGGCCGCAAGAACAAAGUGUACGCCCAGAACCUGUGCCUGCUCGCAAAGCUAUUUCUCGACCACAAGACACUGUACUACGACACGGACCCGUUCCUGUUCUAUGUGAUGACCGAGUGCGACAGCAGGGGGAACCACAUCGUGGGCUACUUCAGCAAGGAGAAGGAGUCGACAGAGGACUACAACGUGGCCUGCAUCCUGGCGCUGCCGCCCUACCAGCGCAAGGGCUACGGCCGGCUGCUCAUCGAGUUCAGUUACGCGCUGUCCAAGUUUGAGGGCAAGACGGGCUCGCCGGAGAAGCCUCUCUCGGACCUGGGUCUUCUGUCGUACCGCAGCUACUGGUCCCAGGCGAUUCUCGACCUGCUCAUCAACACAAAGCCGCUCGAGGGUCAGGAGACGCCGCAGAUCACAAUCAGCGAGAUCUCGGAGCUGACCAGCAUCAAGAAGGACGACGUGAUCUCAACACUACAGUGGCUGAACCUUAUCCACUACUACAAGGGACAGUACAUCAUCACACUCAACAAAGAACUCAUCAAGACACACCUGCGCAGCAUGAGCAAACGCUCGCGCACCAUCGACGCCAAGGGCCUGCACUGGACGCCGCGAGACUGGUCCAAGCGCGGCAAAUGGUGACGCCGGCCGGCGGCGGCGGCGCACGCUGCCGCCCACGCCGCCGCCGCCGCCGCCGCCGCCACUGAGGAUGACGAUGACGAUGAUACGGGCGACUGACGACCGAUGACGGAGGCGCUCGGAGUGUGCAGGACGUCCGGAGGCUCAGUGAUGGGGUGUGAAGGCCCGAGGCUGGACGGCUCAAAGACCAGCGGGCGUGCCAAGUGGUCUGUUUCCUAAAAUGGAGUGUACCGAGCGGUGGCGAAGUCGGAGAGCGGUGGGGUAUUUGAGGGGGUCACAGGGAGGUGCGUGGGGGCUGGUGAGUGCCAGGCGCCGAGCAAGCAGAGGUCUGUCGACUAACUUACGGCGUUGCCGAGCCCUGGACUGCCGCGUCACAGAGUCUGAGUAACCGCCGCGGACUUGUGACUGCAUGUGACGUCAGACAUUACUGUAACGUGACGAGACCGACUGGAAUCCGACAUACGGAUUGUGAUAUCAGACGAGAAUUGCUCCGCACGGCGUCGUCGGAGCGACAUCUUUGCUGCCAACACUGUGUGAUGCUGCGCUGCCGACGUUAUUUUCAAUACAGCUUUCGCAAGCGUCA